This is a messenger RNA of Mercurialis annua (annual mercury), 2322 nucleotides long. RefSeq names its product zinc finger protein CONSTANS-LIKE 9-like. Gene Ontology annotation, molecular function: protein binding; zinc ion binding. The record is from RefSeq and is a predicted model, not a curated record. The transcript is spliced from 5 exons. Lineage: Eukaryota; Viridiplantae; Streptophyta; Magnoliopsida; Malpighiales; Euphorbiaceae. Bases 352 to 1542 code for a protein of 396 amino acids.
CUUUUUAUUACAAACCCAACUUUUUUUUAGCUUUUUUUAAAACAUUUUUAAGCAUUACACAACAAGUUCAAGAGGAAGAAGAAGAAAUAUUGAAAAUUUAGUCACUUAGAUUCUGUAAAGCUCUUAGCUUUUUGUAAAAUCUUGUUGUUUUUGUUUUGAAUUGUAAAAAAAGAUCAGAUCUUGGUGUUGUUUUUGUCAUUUAUUUGGUAAAUUUUCAUGCUUUUCUAUGUGGGUUUGAUUUAGAACAAGAGAAUUCAAGAAUUGGUUGAGAAAGUUGAAGAUUGCUCUGAAUUUUGGUUUAACAUCAUAAGUUUGAAUUGGAGUUAGUUUUAUAAAGAGUGAAGUGAAAAUAUGGGAUACAUUUGUGAUUUCUGUGGUGAUCAGAGGUCUAUGGUCUAUUGCCGUUCCGAUGCAGCAUGUUUAUGUUUAUCAUGUGAUAGAAAUGUUCAUUCUGCUAAUGCUUUAUCGAAACGACAUUCGCGAACUUUGUUAUGUGAAAGAUGUAAUUCACAGCCAGCAUUCACUAGAUGUGCUGAAGAAAGAAUGUCUUUUUGUCAAAAUUGUGAUUGGUUGGUUCAUGGUAGUUCAAAUUCAGCUUCGACACAUAAAAGGCAAUCGAUAAAUUGCUACUCUGGCUGUCCAUCAGCUUCCGAGUUUUCUUCGUUGUGGUCAUUUGUUUUAGACAUCCCUUCUGCUGGUGGUGAAUCUGCUUGUGAGCAGGAAAUGGGUUUGAUGAGCAUUGCUGAGAAUAGUUCCACUACUGCUUGGGGUCCUUCAGACAAUACCGUUAACGAUGCCUGUGAAAUAGCUAAAUCAAGUGGUUAUGGUGGGACUUCUUCAGUUCCAGAAAUGGUCUCAGAGCCGAAUAAUCUAAAUCAGCAAACGGGAUCUGCAGAUGCUCAUUUGCCUAAGUUAUCAUGUCCUGGAACUAAAGGUCCUGCAUGUGAAGAUGACGAUAUUUAUGAGGACUUUAAUAUGGAUGAAAUGGAUUUGCAUUUUGAAAACUAUGAAGAACUCUUCGGGAUGGCCCUUAAUAAUUCGGAAGAGCUUUUGGAGAAUAAUGGCAUGGAGAGUUUAUUUGGGACAAAGGACAUGUCUGCUGCUGAUUCCAACUGUCAGGGUGCAGUUGCAGCUGAGGGAUCAGUUGGACUGGAAGCAUCUGCUGAUUCCACGAUGAGUGCUAAAACUGAACCCAUCCUUCGUUUUACGGCAGGGCCAGGCCGCUCAAAUCUCUCAUUUUCUGGCCUUGCUGGAGAUAGUAGUGCUGCCGAUUAUCAAGAUUGUGGGGCCUCUUCGAUGCUUUUCAUGGGAGAGCCUCCAUGGUGUCCCCCUUGCCCAGAGAGUUCAUUCCCAUCAUCAACUAACCGGAAUGAUGCUGUAAUGCGUUACAAGGAAAAAAAGAAAACGCGCAAGUUUGACAAGAAAGUGAGGUAUGCCUCUCGCAAAGCAAGGGCUGACGUAAGAAGACGUGUGAAAGGGAGGUUUGUGAAAGCUGGUGACGCAUAUGAUUAUGAUCCAGCGAGCCCAACAAGAAGCUAUUGAGAGUACAACUUUUAUACAUCCUUCUAGAAAGAACGAAAAAGAAAAAUGAAAGAAAAUGAGGUGUAGUUCUACUGCUUGUGCAAUGACCAGCUGUAUGAUUGUAUCACAGGCAUCUAUGUCAUCGUAACCAGGAAAAAAGGAGCUCGUUUCUGGUGCUUCAUCAAUAAAUUGUUGAUGCUCGAAGUAUCUGUUACUAUAGAGCACAAAUAUUUAUGACAUCAUCCAAAAAGUCCCUUAUAGAGCUCCUCGUUUCUAGAUUAUGAAAUUUCGAUUUCCUUUUUCCACUUCCCUGAACAACAACAGCUUCAGUUCGAUUCUUCUCUAGGCUGAAAAUAUCUCUGUGCUACCAUAAAAGUACUACAAACUCAUAAUAUGAGUCUCCAGCUUCUUGCUUUGGUCACUUUUGUAAAUGCAGCUACAACGAGCAUGGCGGGUGGCUGAACUCGGUCGCUUGAUCGACCAGAGCUGUUGCAGUUGUAAUUUUGUGUUCCGUUUUCAAUUCGGUUCCGUGUAUAGUACAUAAUCUAUAUUCUUAGUUGAGAGAGUAUUUCUGGCUUAAAGAGGUAUGAGGCUCAGACAAAUCAACUUGUAAUUUUCUUUUGUUUUCACAGAUAGCACAGGAUGAUUUAUGCUGGUAGUGAUAAAAUACAUGUAAUAUUCUGUCUAGGUUAUUUGUUUAUUCAUUUGUUGUCGUUAGCAUUUGAAUGUGCAGAAACUAAGUUGGAGACAGGAGAGUUUUAGAUAAUUACUACAGGUUUUAUGGAGGUUUGCGUUAUUGUA